AUGCAACAGCUUGACUUGAAAACAUGGUCUGCGAUGCCAUCCCUCGGGGGAACAGACAGCCGUAUGGGCACUUUUCGUCAAUCCCGUGUCACCGAAGAAGAUGAACACCAUAGGCUGGAUGCUGUACUCUCGCUGCUCUUCCCCUCUGCGGUUAGCGUGCAACAUUCGCACCCUAUUCUAGGUCAUGUUCACACGUUACGGCUCCUGGCACUGUCAAACGGGGCUCGUUUGUUGCUAAAAGGCUCCCCAUCAUCAAGAACGGCUCUUCUCCGACGUGAAAGAUCAUUUCUCGAAACCGAGGCCCAAUUUCUUGCCCUGCUUGGUCAGAGUGGAAACCCUUGUAUCCCCCAGCUCUACCAUUAUGACCCCCAUGGCAGAGUGUGGGGAUCUCCAUAUAUGAUUCGACAGUAUAUGAAAGGCAAGACUUUGCUCGAGAUGGAGAGCGAGCUCACUCCCGAGAAACGGGAUGACGUUGACCGCCACUUGGGUUUCUUGUCGAGCACCAUCGGUCAAAAUGCAGCACCCGGGUUUGGGUCUCUGCAGCAAGUGGCAUACGGGGCUGGAAGGCCCUCCUGGAGAGAAGCCUUUUGUACCCUCUUCGAAGGCAUCCUUCGCGAUGCCGAGGACACUCGCUUGGCACCUGCUCUCGAAUUUGUCACCUUACCACGUUUGGUGGUCGUCGACUUCGGUCAGCCCUCCCAUGUAUUGUUGAACGAGGAGUCUGAGCAGGUAUCGGGAAUUGUGGACUUUAGCAGUGCCCUCUGGGGUGACGUGUUGAUGGCAGAGAUCUUUGCAAACCCAUCACCGGCGGUUUUGCAAGGGGCAGGAAUGUCACCGUUUCGAACAAGGGAGGAAAAAGUCCGGCUGGUCCUGUAUGCAUGUUAUCGGCUGGUCUCCCAGAUCACUCUCCAAUAUCAUCGAAGCCGGGAUGAGACGAUCGAAUUCGACGCGCGGAGACGAUUGACAACCACCAUUGCGGAGAUGGCGAGACUUGAAUAGGUGUAACGUGGCAACUGCUUUGACUGGUUCAUCGCAUGUUCGACGCGAUACCCUUGGAGAUUGAGAUAUAGAUUGUUGUUCUCAAGCGAUUUGUUUCAGCGGGCCCCAUUUAUAGUUUUGCAUGGAAUCCGGAGUUUUGUCGUCCCCAAAUAUAUAGCAUAUGAUCAAAUAAAGCAGAUCUCCGAGUCAGUCCAAUUGCGAUAUACAUGUAUAACAAUGAGAACAGAACAAAG
This is a messenger RNA of Penicillium canescens, 1232 nucleotides long. Its product is annotated as phosphotransferase family protein. The transcript is spliced from 3 exons. NCBI's taxonomy places the organism in Eukaryota, Fungi, Ascomycota, Eurotiomycetes, Eurotiales, Aspergillaceae. The record is from RefSeq and is a predicted model, not a curated record. Bases 1 to 999 code for a protein of 332 amino acids.